Owenia fusiformis is the source of this 1076-nucleotide messenger RNA. Lineage: Eukaryota; Metazoa; Annelida; Polychaeta; Sabellida; Oweniidae. The record is from the annotation of a GenBank genome assembly.
UCUUAUUGGUCAUACUAGGAGCUGCAUGCCUCAUUUUUAAAAUCAAACAUAGUAUUAUGUAUCGAGACACGUCUAACAUCAAAUUGACACACAGGGACGCAUCUGAAUCAUUAUGUGGCACACUUCGACAUAAAUUGGUGAUUAUAUUUGCGUAUGAACGAACAGGAUCAACAUUUUUAGGAGAUAUUUUCAACAAUGACAAAGAAGUUUUCUAUUUUUAUGAGCCGUUUAGGCCCAAGCAUAGCAAAUGGCCGUAUCCUAGAGAACUGGAUACAUUUGAAAGAUACAAAUAUGUCUCUAACAUUAUCGGUCACGUUAUGAGAUGCGAACUCGACAAAUUUCCAAAGGACCUUCCCAUAAUGCAAGAUGGGUAUUUGGCUAUCAAAAGUGCCAACAUCAGACGUAUUGCAGAAUGUUAUUCGAAGAAGGAAAACAUCUCUCAAUGUAUUCAUUUAUCCAGAAAAGCAUGCAAUGCAAAAACGAUCAUAGUCUCAAAAACUGUACGAUCAACCAUGGAAUCCAUAGGCCAUCUAUUGAGCAAAUACAGAAAAUGUGCGUCAAAGGUCAAGGUCAUUCAUUUAGUUCGUGAUCCAAGAGGGAUGCUGAAUUCGAGAAAGACUUCGGCUCAUCUCAAUAUGGAUCAGCUCACUGCAGAGGCGAAUACAUUAUGUAAGAGAAUGCACAAAGAUGUACUAAUAUUCAAACAAAUUAAAGAAAUUUUCCCAGACUCCAUCCUUCAACUUAGAUACGAAGACUUGGCUGAACAUCCUCAAGAAACCACAAGUAAUAUUUAUAGGUAUCUUCAAAUGGAGUACACAAAUGAGAUAAAUAGUUUUGUUGCUGGCAGAACGUUGAAUAAAGGUGCCGCAGAAAAUCAAUACGGAACAAAAAGACGCGAUUCAAAUGCAACAGCAUAUGCCUGGAAGAAGACAAUAUCAUAUAAUUUAGUGAAAUCAGUCGAUCCGGUGUGUUAUUCAUUGUACAAAGAAUUGGGGUAUCUACCAAUCCAGAGUGAAAAAGAGCUGAGGGAUAAAGCAUUGGUUCAUAGACAAAAUGCACCUUUUACAUCUAUAUAG